GGCUGGCACAUGCUAUUCUCCACAAUUUGAAUUAUACUCAAUAAAAGUGAAGAUCAUACACCAAUUUUAUCGUAUGUAAAGUAAAUUUCGUGAAAAACAUUGUUAAGGGCCAAAACUUGGCCCAUUUCAUUUCUCUGAGGAGCCUAUAUAAUCUAUAGAAAACGACCACUUUGGAAAAUUAAAUAAAACCCAAUACAAUAAAAUUUGUAUACAAAGUAUAGUCACUAUUUAAAGAAAAUAUCUCAAUAAUUAAGAUGAAACAAUAAAAUUGCUGGGAAACCAUGUUACUGCUGAGUGUUUACCGACAAAAGUAGCCGAUGAGCGAGUAAUUUGAGUUACCUCCCUUUGCGUAAAAAAAUAAAAUGACCCAAACCUUGCAUAAAAUGCAAUUUUUGCAGAAAAGAAUAUUUAUUUAGAAUACAUCUACCUUAUUUCAAUAUGAUUUAUACAAAAUGUAAACGUUUAAAUCUUUUUUUAAUUAUAUGGUCAAAAUAUAAAUAUUCAGCCCGGAUCUCAUCAAGGUUUCGUGGGUAAAAAAAGAUGGCUGACAGGUGAUGGAAAAGUGCAGUUUCUCUGGCAGUGGUCCUUGUUUUGGGGACUUAACACCCCUUACUAGUUGUUCUAAAGAUAUAAGCGGGCAUUUAAGAUAUCUGAAAGUUGGAACGCCUUACAAUUCAACCGAGAUUGACCUCCUGCUCUACAGAUCGGGGUAUUUUGAUGUAGAGCGAUUGUGCAGACGACUUUUACUAGUAUGCCAAUGUCAUCGUGAUUCUUUGGGGAUUUACUGGAGGCAACGCACCAUCAAAUGCUGUUAUCCAUUACAUAAAGGAAAAUGUAAACCAGACAGAGCUGUGAACUUCAGCGUGUCUAGGGAAAUAUUUUACCUAUUUCAAGAAGUUGUUCCCGUUGGAAGUGGUAAUAUAUCAAUGUCGAAUUUUCUCUGAUCUUUUUCUUAGAUAAUUUUGUCUUUGGUUGUUUGACAAUUUUGAUAUAAAUUCUCAUUAUGGAUCAAUGCCAACAAUUCAUUUGAUAAAAUUAGUUUUUGUUUGAAAAUAAUUGUUUGUUUGUUUUUUUUCAAUGUAGGAAUUUGUAAAACCUGCAGAACACAACACCUCUAAAUCGUUGAAUCAAGAAACAAUGAAAUCCUAUGCGGACAAGAUGAAGAAGGUAAAAAAUAAUAAAAUAGAUAUGAGUGAUAAGCUUUUAGGAAAUGUUUUCUGUAAAUGUUUUUUUUUUGUCCUGCAAGCUAUGUACAUGUAAGCACUGUAUGUAUAAAAAUUAUUAUAUUUAUUCAUAUAAUUAAAUAUUGUGUGACCAUUAUAAGAAUCACCAAAAUAUAUAUACUAUAAUGACUUGGAGCUGUUAAAGGUUGAUUUGUGUACAGUGUUACUACUAAAUGCAUGAUUACCUUUUUCUUUGUCUAAUCACGUUAAAUGGAUUAUAUGUCACUGGGAAACAUGAACAUGUUAUUAUUAUUGGUUGUAUGCCUAUGCUUAGAUGUAUAAAAAUAUUAAAGUACUGCCACAAUUUUUAAAAAGCAUGUAAAAUAUAUCAUUUCAAAAUCCAUUUUGGUCAUCUUCCAAAUUUAUAGAAAGUGGGGAAUUUGGAAGUGAUUACUUAAAAUGUUUACACACAUUAAAUUCUAUAUCCCAAAGAUUUUACUGAAUUAUUAUGUCAGAGAUUGAAGAUCAUGUUAGUGUUGGCCAUGCCAAAUUUUACAUACAGAUGGCACAUGGUAUAGCAGUAAAUUUCAAAGUCAGACCACUCCCUUGCUGAACAUGUCAGGAAAAUUUACAGUUUCAAAAUUUGGCUCUACCCAUUUCCUUUUAUACUCCUACUGGCCUCAGUUUUAAACUUAUAGCUCAAGUGUUCUAACACUGGAUUUUAAACAAUCAUAGCUGAGUUAUUCCCUUUUGAAUCUGCAAAGUGAUCAUGGUAGUAGGCAUUAUCAUUUGAUAUGCAUACAUAUGCAAGUCAUUAUUAGUUUGUCUUUUCAUUUUUAGCUGGGGUUGAGGGUUCUACAAGUGUCGCAGCUCAAAUUUCUACCCCUCUGUCCUCAAUGGAAGCUGCAAAGCCUGACAUGGAAAAUAAUGAUAGUCAAAUUACUCUUACUGCAAGCCAAUUCUCUGACUGUAGCACUUCCGAUUUGGGAUCCCAAACACUGAGCAGUCUAGAUGAAUGGGAACCAGAGAUGUCUGCCUUAGAGAGAGUCAAUCAUGUAAUUCGUCAAAUAUCAGAUGACAGAAUAUCCCCGCUAAGAUCUCAGCUGAGUACAAGAUGGGAAGAUGCAUCAGAAAGAACACGAAACUAUUACAGACAGAAGACUUGUGACAUAAUGAAAAACAUUACAGAACUAAUAGCUCCCCUUCAAUCCGAAAUUUUGUUGACAGAUAUUUCUCGAAAACAAUUUACAGCUGACAAAGAUAAUGAUGACCACUACUUCAACUCUAUGGUUGCAGCAUAUCAAGAAGCAGGAUCUCCAUUUCUAAAGCGACAAAUUUUAUCACUCUUUGUGAACCACUAUUCAAAAGAAACACUUACUGCUAUACCCGGAUUAACAAAGCACAAGAUAGACUCUGCUAGGAAGUAUGCCAUGGUGAAUAGAACUGACCAGCUUGAUUCAACUUCUUCAUUCUCAUCAAAACUCCCCACAGACAAAGUUCAACAUUUCAUCAGUUUCAUUUCCCAACCACAAUUUAUCCAAGAUGUAGCUUUUGGAGAAAGAAUCUUAAAACUGUCAAGUGGCCAAAAAGUACACAUUCCCGAUGUAGUAAGAACUGUGAUUGGUAGCAGAAUAAUAUCCUCAUACCUUGCAUAUUGUGCGGAAGUCAAUUUUCAUGCACUGAAGAGAUCAAGUCUUUACCACAUCUUAAAACAGUGUGCAGCAAGCCAGAGGAAAAGCCUGUUUGGAUUGGACAAUACUACAGCAGAUGGCAUGACAGCAUUUGACAAACUGGUGCAGUUAUCAGAAAAUAUGGUUGCAUACAGUCCAAAUACAAGAGAAAAUGUAUUUAAGGAUAUCGAGUCUAGAUUGCACACUGAAAAGCGAUAUCUCUCAUAUGAUUACCGAUGGCAUGUUGAAGAGUGCUCCACAUUCCAGACCAUUGCAUACAAUACUCGUUAAGUCAUGAGAACUUCACCAAUCUUUCAAAGACAUGUCCUCAUGAACAUGAUGAAAGCUGCAAGUUCUGUUCAGAUAUCCAUGCAGCUAUUGAUGAUAUUGAACAAAUCAUUGUGAGUGGACAGUAUUUCACCAAUGAAAUAAGAAGAGAGUUUAUUCAUGACUUUCAAAUAUGUAAAGAAAAUAUUCUACAGUGGAAACAACAUAUUUUGAGAACAGUUAAUCAGGAAACAGCAAAAACAUCAGUAUUAGAAAACUUGGAAGAGGAUCAAGCCCUUGUUGUAAUGGACUGGGCCAUGAAAUUUCUACCAUGGAUAGACCGCGAAAAGCAAACUGAUUUUUAUGGGAAAAAGGGCAUCAACUGGCAUGUGAGUGUUGUACUAUCUAGAAAUGAAAGAAGUCAGAUAAGUACUGACUGUUACGUACAUCUGUUCAAUAGCAUACCGCAAGGCUGGUUUGCAGUAGCUUCAAUUCUGGAGAACGUUCUUCAUUGCAUCAAAAUACAGAACGACAAAAUAACAAAAGUUUAUCUCAGAAGUGAUAAUGCUGCUUGUUACCAUUGUAGUCCACUGAUAGCAUCCAUCCAUGGCAUAUCCGAAAGAACAGGAAUUAACAUUUGUCGAUAUGACUUUAGUGAGGCACAAAGUGGCAAAGACAUAUGUGACAGACGCACAGCUCCUAUGAAAAUUCAUGCAAAACGCUUUGGCAAUGAAGGGCAUGAUAUAACCACUGCUGAGGAGUUGAAAAUUGUCCUCGAGAGUUACGGUGGCAUUCAAGAUUCACAUGUGUACACGGCUGAAGUCAAUUUCGAUCAUCAGAAUGUGAAAAAAUGCUCUAUUCCAGGCAUCAACAUGUUUAAUAACUUCAAAUUUGAAGACACUGGUAUACGAAUGUGGCUUGGAUAUGGUAUUGGAGAGGGAAAAUUCGUUUCUUAUAACAGUUUAUCAUCUACCUCUCAAGGAGACACAAAUCUUACAAUUUUGGAGCAUCCAAUGGUGACAAAAAGGGGUAACACUUGCCAAAGGAAAAGAAAGUUCAAAGAAACUCUCCCAAAUCAGGAGGAAGCUUCUAUACAUGUGGUAAAUGAAGUGAUGGAUGUUGAGGAUGAAGUCACAGACGUGGUAGAUGAAUACACAUGUGGUGAAUGUGGUGUUGCAUUUACUUCUCUAAAAGACUAUAACAUCCAUCAAGACAUCGGCAACCACAAUAUGACAUCAUCUGACCAUGUGAAAAUUCUGUGGACCAGGAAAUGUGUUGGCAUCAAAGAGAAAGUCACCAAGCAUCCCUCUCUUAGUGAAAUAGAAAAUGCAUGUGCCCAGAGAAGUUUAGUGAAGGGCUGGGCUCUCAAAGGCAAAAGAAUCAGUAAACGGUUCAAUAAGAAGGUUAAGGACUUUGUUGCUCAACUCUUCAAAGAAGGAGAAAGGACAGGGCGUAAAUAUACACCAACAGAGGCUUCAAAGAAAUUAAGAACAGCAAGAGAUGAGGAUGGAAGCAGAACAUUUUCACCAGAGGAAUGGUUGAGUUCCCAGCAAGUCCAGGGACUGUUUUGUAGAUUUGACAAAAAAUCUAAUUUUGUUGUUGAACCUAAAGAAGAGACUGAUGAAGACUAGAAUGACAUUAUUUAUGAAAUUGCAUGUCAAGAAAAUGAAAAUAAGCUAACAAAGUCAAUUUGCAUGUAGAAUAUAAUAGUCCCAAGUAAUGCAUCAAACUACAUAUUAGUACAGAAAUACAAACAUCAGUUGAUAUAUACUUUAGAUUCCUUAUUGUAUGGAGUACUUUUAAAUAUGACGAAAUGAUUCAUAUAUGUGAAAUGCAGUCUGUUGAUCAAGAGUUUUUGCAUUCAUUUUAACAACAGGAAAAUAAAUGAUUGAUUGAUUGAUGUUUUCCGCCACACUCAACAAUUUUUCAGUUAUAUGGUGGCAAGUAUUUUCAUUUUGUGAGCGAUUCCUCGCACACAUUUAGGAGUAUGUAUUAUUAAAUUUGCCAAUUCUGGAUUUAAUUAGAAAAAAUUAUGAAAUUUUCAAGAAUUCAAAUUUCUUGUAAUGUUCAAAGUUUAUGAUGUUACCCUUCCUUAUAUAC
This is a messenger RNA of Ostrea edulis (European flat oyster), 5200 nucleotides long. RefSeq lists its product as uncharacterized. Lineage: Eukaryota; Metazoa; Mollusca; Bivalvia; Ostreida; Ostreidae. Bases 3406 to 4731 code for a protein of 441 amino acids. The record is from RefSeq and is a predicted model, not a curated record. The transcript is spliced from 7 exons.